Molecule: messenger RNA, 2676 nt
Organism: Onthophagus taurus
Lineage: Eukaryota; Metazoa; Arthropoda; Insecta; Coleoptera; Scarabaeidae
Source: RefSeq, a predicted model, not a curated record
UCAAAUGUCAAAUGCACGUUAAAUGUCAAAUUACAAUCAUUUGUUGACGUUUUGACUGGUAAUACUAGCAUAUUGAAUAAAAGAAAACCAAUUCUAACGAAAUACGAUGUAAUUUUUCAAACUCAACAUACAUUCCAUCACCAUGGCGUUUUCCCAAGUUUGUUCCGGCGAUAUUCUUCAUUUAAAUGUCGGCGGAAAGAGGUUCUCGACCUCCAGACAAACUCUAACGUGCGUUCAAGAUACGUUUUUCACGGCUUUAUUAAACGGUCGCAUCUCCAGUUUACGGGAUGAAAAAGGGUCGAUUUUUAUUGAUAGGGAUCCAGAGAUUUUUGCUGUAAUUUUGAAUUAUUUGAGAACUAGGGAGAUUAAUUUGAAAAAUGUUGAUAUCAAGUCUUUGAGACAUGAGGCAGAAUAUUAUGGGAUAUCUCCUUUGGUGAGAAGAUUGAUGCUUUGUGAGGAAAUGACUCAAUCUACAUGCGGUGAUGUUUUGUUUUAUGGAUAUCUUCCACCACCAUGUAUCCCAAUCCAAGAUCCACCACCUUGUAAUUCAGUAACACAAACUGAACCGACUGCUGUACAUGUCUCAAGACCUGGAGUUAGUGUUCGAUUAGAUAACCAACCAGGUCCAUCAGGUAUUUAUGAAAACAAAGUGACAGGAGGGGAGAAUUCUCAAUGUUCAAAUGGAGCAAGUAACUGUGAUAGUGUAAAUUAUAACAACCAUCAAUAUGUACAGAGUUCUAUUAACUCUUAUAUUCAAAAUAGACAACCUGGACAUUCAAGAAACUCUUCAAUGGAAUUAAGAUUAUCUGGAAAUUGUAGUCGUAGUUCACAGGAUCUUAGGGGGUUGCAGGGACGAAAUGGGUCAGGACCAAAUCAUUCGAGGGCGGCAUCUUUGGAUUUGAGACACACACGUAAUUCAUCAGCGGAUUUAAAUAAAAUGAUUCGAAAUGAUGUUGGGUUGGUUUUCAGUCCAAGCAGUUCAGGUUGGGCUGAUCCAUUAAGAGUUCAAAUCAUUAAAGCUCAUCAUAAUUGGAUUGUUGUUGCUUAUGCACAUUUUGUUGUUUGUUAUAGGUUAAAAGAUUCUAGCGGUUGGCAACAAGUUUUCACAAGUCCCCAUAUUGAGCAGUGUAUUGAACGAAUCGCAAUUAACGCGAAAAUGGGAACUGGAUGUGAUGCUUCGAAAAUGGUUGCAAUCUCUUAUGGUAGUCAAGUUAGACUGUGGGGAGUGUCUGAAGAUGGCAACAAAACUAAUGUUGGAACAUUUAAUUUACAUGUUAGAGUUGAGUAUCUCUUCUUUAUUGGGAGCCAAUUAGUUGCUUUAUCCCCUUCAGGAAAACUUGGGGUUUGGCAUGCUAUGACUCAACAUUGGCAAACUCAAGAAGUAAUGACAAUAGCCUCAUUCGAUACAGCAGGCUCGUUUUUAUUAUUAGGUUGUAAUAAUGGAUGCAUUUAUUAUAUAGAUAUGCAAAAAUUCCCACUUCGUAUGAAAGACAACGAUCUUCUUGUAACUGAACUAUAUCGAGAUCCAAACAACGAUCCUGUAACAGCAAUUUCCGUGUAUCUCACUCCUAAAACAACGUCGGAGAGGGGUCGCGAAGACUUGUGCGGAAAUUGGAUUGAGAUCGCUUAUGGAACUCGUUCCGGAUCGGUACGAGUUAUUGUUCAACAUCCGGAAACUGUCGGACAUGGACCACAGUUAUUUCAAACGUUUACCGUUCAUCAAAGUCCAGUAACUAAAGUAACAUUAUCUGAAAAAUAUUUAGUUUCCGUUUGUUGCGAAUACAAUCACGUUCGAAGUUGGUUAGUAACGAGAUUUAGGGGAAUGAUUUCCACGCAACCUGGUUCAACGCCUGAAGCAUCGUUUAAAAUAGUCUCUCUAGAAGCCGUAGAACCAUGUAUAAGUCAAGCGGUUGCAAACGAUUGCGGCCCCUUUGGCGAACAAGACGACGAACAAGUUUUUGUACAAAAAGUUGUGCCGGAAACUGAUCAAUUAUUUGUUCGACUGGCAAGCAAUGGAAAAAGAGUCUGUGUAAUAAAAGCUGUCGAUGGAAGCACAGUAAGCGCGUUUUGUGUCCACGAAUGUGAAGGUUCAAGUAGAAUGGGAUCGAGACCACGAAGAUUUAUCUUUACUGGUCAUUCAAACGGUUCAAUUCAAAUGUGGGAUUUAACCACUGCAUUGGAUUUAAUGUAUAAAAAUGGAUCUGCUGAUAAAACAAAUGGUGGGCCUACACCAGAAGAACUCCUUCAACUGUUAGACCAAUGCGAUUUAUCAAAUAGCCUCUGUUCGACACCAUGCAUGUCACCUUCUCCGUCUUUAGUAGCCGCCGCUCGAUUAAAAUCAACGAACGUCGCGUUUCUCAAUCAAUUACAAGACAGCGAUCGCUCAUCUAGUUCUAAUUAAACUAAACCGUCUGCAUCUCUCUAUUUAUAAAACGUUGUUCUUGUUAUAUCCGUUAGUUCCUAGAUAAGUUGUUGACCUAUUCGAACGGACAUAUCUCAAUAUCUUCUUUCGAUUCUUUUUUUUUAUUGCCUUCGCGUCGUAUUUUCGUACUUAUUUACCUGAUUGAAAAUGUGGGGAUUGUAUUUUUGACUAUUAUUUGAUUGUAUCGACUCUUAGGUCUUAAGUAAGAAUGGUUAUGUAUUUGUAAGAAUGAAAUUAAAUAUUUUAUGUAUUCA